This is a messenger RNA of Penicillium samsonianum, 1413 nucleotides long. Its product is annotated as class I SAM-dependent methyltransferase. Gene Ontology annotation, molecular function: methyltransferase activity. Lineage: Eukaryota; Fungi; Ascomycota; Eurotiomycetes; Eurotiales; Aspergillaceae. The transcript is spliced from 11 exons. The record is from RefSeq and is a predicted model, not a curated record. Bases 70 to 1125 code for a protein of 351 amino acids.
CUUUUACACUCCACCUUUUCCUCCCACGCUGACAGCUUUUUACCUUCCAACCUUUGGAGGGCCGAGAAGAUGGAAAAAAUGGAACAAAUCACGGUGGACCCUGAUUUAUACUCUAUGGUCGCUGGCUACGGCAUGGAUCCGCAGGACCUUCAGUCGGAUACAACCUCUAUUUCGUCUACGAUCGCGAGGGGACGGCUGGAAAACGGCCGAAGAUACCAAGCCAUUAAAGAAGACGACUACUGGGGUCCUUCUGAUGAGCAGCAAUUCGAGGCGUUUGAGAUUGGCCAUAUGAUGUUUCUUGUGCUAGAUCACGAGCAGCCGAAUCCUCUUUUCCGCGCCCCUAUCGGCGAUUCGCCUAAGAAUAUUUUAGACAUCGGAACUGGCCAAGGGAGUUGGGCAAUUGACGUUGCCGAUCGCUAUCCGUUAGCUACCGUCCGCGGAGUGGAUAUUUUUCCCCCACCCGUGUCAUGGACGCCCCCGAACUGCAUCUUCGAGGUGGAUGAUGUGCUUCGCGAGUGGACAUGGAGAGAGCCAUUUGACUUUAUCCAUAUGCGCCUAAUGUAUGGCGCAUUCCUUCCCGAGGGAUGGCACAAGCUAUACAAACAGGCCUACGAUGCCCUCGAGCCUGGUGGAUGGAUCGAACAAAUGGAAUUAGACGUGCGAAUCUACAGCGAUGACGGCACCUUGAAGAAAGAACACCUGCUAUAUGGGUGGGGUGACAUGUUUAUCAGAAUCUCCGAGCGAGCUGGAAUGUCACUCAGAACCCAUGAAACGAUGCGCAGCGCAAUCGAGGAAGCCGGGUUCGUGGACGUGCAUGAGGAACAGUACAGGAUUCCCAUAGGACCUUGGGCCAGGGAUAAUACACUGAAGGAGGCUGGACACCUCCAGUAUGCCCAUUGGAACGCCGCUCUAGAAGGUUGGGUGAUGUGGCUUCUCACUCACUUUGGCGAGCCGGAGCCAUGGACAAAGGAGGAGGUGCAUGUGUUUCUGGCCAAAGUGCGCAAGGAGUUGAACAAUCCGCACAUUCAUGCUUAUGAACCCGGGAACCGCGUGUGGGCAAGAAAGCCUACUAGGGAGGAAUUGAAAGCGAAGGAGGCAAUGAUCAAGGUCGAGACAUCGCCGUAAAGCUGUUUUGAAUCUUCUUGCAGGUGGAGAGAGUAUUUUUUGUUUUUCGCAUUCGCGGAUUCUUGAAGCCACUUUUUUCGUAGUUACCAGCUGUUUUCGGUGAUGUUUGUUCUCAUUCCGUACUCUCGACAUCUACACUUAAAUAUUCAGGAGAUGCCUACAUAUUCAAACAACGCCUCUCAUCCAAGGAUUGGUCGCUUCCCGACAGACUACCCAGUUACCUAGGUAGUUGCGGGCGAGCUUAUUGAUUAUAUACUACUUAGGGGCAGACGGGUGCUCCAGGGCUCA